ACCUCUGCAUCAAAGUCCAUACACAGAUGGUGCGGAUUGGUAUCCACCUCGCAUGUGUAUAGCAGUUCUGGCUCAAGUAUGCUUGUCAAGUUCCACACAGACAGUACCAACUCACUCGCCGGUUUCCGAAUGAAGUACAGCAAGAGACGUCACACGCAUUAUGACGAGGACGAAUCUAAAGGCAGGACUGUUGGAGUCGUCAUCGGCUCUGGCGCUGGUAUUGUCGCUCUGUUUGUGCUUGUGCUGGUCGCUUGCGCCAUCUCGUACAACAAACGAAAUUCGAGAACGUCUCGUGCGUCGCCGCCUCGCGCCAGUAUGAGCAACUUACCGUCACGCGGCGGAGAGGAGCAACCACAGCACAUAUUCAUGGUGACCCGGAGUUCCGGUAUUACAGGACACGACAACCCACUUAUGUUUGCCCAACCACCGCCCUACAGCGAAGUGGUCAAACACCCGGAGUGGAUAAUGUAUACGCAGUCUCCACCGCCAUAUGAAGAGGGAGGCAAUUUCAAUGCAGACAACUCUAAUUUGGUCAUGGGAGAUAACUCCAAUUUGGGCAUGGGAGACAACUCCAAUUCCAAUUUAACCACACAAGGCAACUCGAAUUUGGCCAUGGGCGGCAACUCGAAUUUGGCCAUGGGAGACGACUCCAAUUCUAAUUUAACCACGCAAGGCAACUCAAAUUUGGUCCUGGGUGGCAACUCGAAUUUAGACAUGGCAGCCAGUCCGAAUGCCGACAUGGAGGAUAUAAGAGAUAAUACCAAUUCUGACCAAGCAUGUAAUGACAAAACAGAAACCUGCAGCAGACAGGGUGGUGCAUCAAUCAGUCACUCACACACAUAGUUCACAAAGACGGAGACUUGGUGUGAAUCUUAAUUUGUAUCUGUUCGUUAGUGCUUCAAGAAGCUAAUUCACUUAUUUCUAGCUAUAUUACCUUGAUACUUAUUUUAAAAUACCACUAUUUAUAUAUUAAUCCCUUUUAUACCAGAUUUUCAUUCGCUUAUGGUUGCUUUAGCGCUACAGGACAGCACUAAUAUGUUAUAUAUACAUUUAUCGUCCAUUAAAGGCUUUUGUAGGAGAUAUCGCUAGCACUAUAAUCUGUGAUAUCUCCUGCGAUAUUCUCCGCAGGAAAUAUCGCUUCUUAUAAUCUUGAUUG
This is a messenger RNA of Gigantopelta aegis, 1156 nucleotides long. Its product is annotated as homeobox protein 4-like. NCBI's taxonomy places the organism in Eukaryota, Metazoa, Mollusca, Gastropoda, Neomphalida, Peltospiridae. The coding region runs from base 79 to 843 and encodes 254 amino acids. The transcript has 2 exons. The record is from RefSeq and is a predicted model, not a curated record.